This is a messenger RNA of Orycteropus afer afer, 858 nucleotides long. Its product is annotated as tetratricopeptide repeat protein 39B-like. The annotation marks the transcript as partial. Gene Ontology annotation, biological process: negative regulation of cholesterol storage; regulation of cholesterol efflux; regulation of cholesterol metabolic process. NCBI's taxonomy places the organism in Eukaryota, Metazoa, Chordata, Mammalia, Tubulidentata, Orycteropodidae. The transcript is spliced from 11 exons. The record is from RefSeq and is a predicted model, not a curated record.
GCAAAGGACAGCAUGUACCAGGCCUUGGGCUACAGCACCAUUGUGGUGUUGCAGGCCAUUAUGACCUUAGAGCAUCAGGACAUCCAGAAUGGCAUUUCUGCCAUGAAGGACGCUUUACAAACCUGCCAAAGGACCUUCUAUUGUGAUCCCUUAGCACGGGUGAAUUUUAAAACUGGUAAAAUUAGAUGCUCGUGUAAUAAUGUUAUGCUGUCCCUUUUACCAGCAAGGAUGAUCAGACUACUAGAGUUUAUUGGAUUUUCUGGAAACAGGGAGUUGGGACUCAUGCAGUUACGAGAAGGUGCAUCAGGAAGAAGCAUGAGAGCUCCAUUAUGCUGCUUAACUAUACUAGCUUUUUAUACUUAUAUCUGUCUAAUACUUGGUACAGGAGAAGUGAAUAUUGUGGAAGCAGAGAGUCUCCUUGCACCCUUCCUCCAGCAGUUGCCAAAUGGGCCACUCAUGCUGCUUUAUCAUGCCCGAAUAAAGCUGCUGAAGGGGAAUGCUGAAGAGGCACAAGAAAUAUUCCAAAAAUGCAUUUCAGUUCAAGAACAGUGGAAACAAUUUAACCAUCUUGGUUACUGGGAGCUGAUAUGGCUUUAUAUAGUCCAACAAAACUGGAUACAGGCAUAUUACUAUUCAGAUCUGCUUUGCAAAGAAAGUAGGUGGUGGAAGGCAACAUAUGUAUUCCUGAAAGCUGCAAUUUAGAGUAAGCUUCCAGAGGAAGAUGUUGUAACAACUAAAGAGAAUGUGGUAACUUUAUUCACACAGGUGAAAAGUUUGAAGCAGAGAAUAGCUGGUAAAUCUAUCCCUACCGAGAAGUUUGCUGUGAGGAAAGCCCGACGGUACUCUCCUUCGUUGCCU